This is a messenger RNA of Telopea speciosissima, 633 nucleotides long. RefSeq names its product U-box domain-containing protein 33-like. Gene Ontology annotation, biological process: protein phosphorylation. Gene Ontology annotation, molecular function: ATP binding; protein kinase activity. NCBI's taxonomy places the organism in Eukaryota, Viridiplantae, Streptophyta, Magnoliopsida, Proteales, Proteaceae. The transcript has 2 exons. The record is from RefSeq and is a predicted model, not a curated record. Bases 1 to 633 code for a protein of 210 amino acids.
AUGAAGAUCGGAGAAGGGGCAUUUGGGAAUGUCUACAAAGGAUCCUUUCACCAAACCCCUGUGGCCAUAAAGAGAUUUCAUUUUCAUAACUUGGAAGGACAAAGUAGCUCAGAUUUCCAACGGGAGGUUGAAGUCUUGAGCAAUGUAAGGCAUCCAAACCUUGUUACUCUCAUUGGGGCCUGUCCUGAAGCUUCUUCACUUAUAUAUGAAUACCUCCCAAAUGGUAGCCUUAAGGAUAGACUCACUUGUAAGGAUGGCACUCCACCUCUUUCAUGGAAAACUCGAUUCCGAAUAGCCAAGGAGAUCUGCUCAGCCCUAAUCUUCCUUCAUUCCAAUAAAUCUGGUAGCGUAGUUCAUGGGGAUCUCAAACCAUCAAAUAUCCUUCUUGAUGUAAAUUUUGUAAGCAAACUUGGUGAUUUUGGGAUUGCUAGCUUUAUCCCUCGUGACGAAAAAUCGAUCUACACAACCACACUAUUGUGCAUAGCUGACCCAAAGGGAACCAUUGGCUACAUAGACCCUGAGUUUUUAACAACUGGAGAGCUUACAUCAAAGGCGGACGUUUAUUCAUUUGGAAUUGUAGUUUUACAGCUUUUGACUGGGAAAUCAGCCAUGUGGUUAAGAAAGAAAGUGUAA